CUGUUAUACAUUUCAGAUGUCUGUCCCGCUGGCUUACCGGCAGGCGGUGGCCCAACAUCUUGUGGUGAGGACAAUCCAUGCAGAGACGGAUAUGAAUGCGUUACCGCCGGUGCUUCUCAAUAUUGUUGCCCAUCAAGAGAAAACGCCUGCUCUUUGCCACGACAUUCCGGCUCAGCGUGUGCUAACUCUCGUCCGGCCAUUACUCGUUAUUACUUUGAUGUGUCGACUGGUUCUUGCCGAUCGUUUCAGUUUAGUCAGUGUGGAGGUAAUGCUAACAAUUUCAACAGUCUUGAAGAAUGUGAAGGGUUCUGUCUGGACACUCAAUGUCAACAUGGACAGGCAUAUCGCGUUGGUGCCGUGAACGCUGUAUGUGCUCUUACAGCUACGAAUACAUGCCCUCAGUCGCACUCAUGUAUGAGUCCAGUAUUCGGGCCAUCUGCAGUAUGCUGCCCAAAUCCUGAGCUAACCUGCAAUGAAAUGGUCUCUGCUGGAACACCCUGUUUUGGCCGAUCUGUCACUAUUCAGCGAUUUUACUUCAACCCAUCGACCAGGAAAUGUCAAGCCUUCCAGUACUACGGUUGUAACGGCAAUGGAAACAACUUCCACAGCAUGCAAAGUUGCCAAGACCACUGCUUGAACUCCGCAGAAAGCGGUUCUACCUCUGUUGUAGCUUGCAAUGUAGAUGCAGAUGAAUGCCCAAGUGGAAAUUCUUGUGUCGAGUCAAGCUCCGUUCCUGGAUUCCAUAUGUGUUGCUCAACAACCGGCUCCGUAAGCCGCCGUCCGAAUGGCUUUGGUAGUGCAAGGAAGGAACCGAACACUCUUGCAGCGCUCAUCAGAAGGUACGCUCCAAGUUCCACUGUGAUCGAGUUCGUACUUUAUAAAUUUGAAUUUGCGCAGUUUUCAUGA
Cooperia oncophora is the source of this 906-nucleotide messenger RNA. Lineage: Eukaryota; Metazoa; Nematoda; Chromadorea; Rhabditida; Trichostrongylidae. The record is from the annotation of a GenBank genome assembly.